Molecule: messenger RNA, 1335 nt
Organism: Anopheles cruzii
Lineage: Eukaryota; Metazoa; Arthropoda; Insecta; Diptera; Culicidae
Product: tubulin alpha chain-like
Exons: 2
Coding region: 1-1335 (444 amino acids)
Biological process (GO): microtubule cytoskeleton organization; mitotic cell cycle
Cellular component (GO): cytoplasm; microtubule
Molecular function (GO): structural constituent of cytoskeleton; GTP binding
Source: RefSeq, a predicted model, not a curated record
AUGGCCAAAAGUCGCGAAAUCAUUCAACUGCACGUGGGCCAAGCGGGCGUACAGAUGGCCAGUGCGUGCUGGGAGCUGUACUGCCUCGAACACGGCAUCUACCCGGACGGCCGGUUUUGUGAGAGGUGCUCCGGGACGGCGGGCUCCGACGACGACGACGAUUGCAGUGCGUUCUUCAGCUGUAGCCGCGAAGGUCGCUGUGUGCCGCGGGUCCUAAUGGUUGACCUGGAACCAUCGGUGAUCGACGAGAUCCGGCUCGGCUCGUACCGGGAGCUGUUCAACCCGGCGACGCUGCUGUCGGGUAACGAGGACGCGGCCAGCAACUACGGCCGAGGCCACUACCGGUUGGGCCGGACCGUGAUCGAACCGGCCCUGGACCGAGUGCGGAAGCUGUGCGAAAGCUGCGAGGCCGUGCAGGGAUUCAUGAUGUUCCACAGUGUCGGCGGAGGCACCGGGGCCGGUCUCGGCACGCUGCUGCUGGAGCGUCUGGCCCAGGAGUACGGCAAAACGGGGCGCUUCGAAUUCACCGUCUUCCCGUCGCCCCGGGUGUCGCCCAUCAUCGUCGAACCAUAUAACGCGAUCCUGGCAUCGCACGUCGCCAUGGACCACACGGACUGUGCGGUCGUGCUGGACAACGAAGCGCUGUACGAGGUGUGCGACCGCAGCCUGGCCGUCCGCGAACCGACCUACACCAACCUGAACCGGCUGGUCGCGCAGGCCGUUUCAUGCGUUACCGCAUCGCUCCGGUUCCGUGGGGCCAUCAACGUGGAUCUGCUCGAGUUCCAGACCAAUCUGGUGCCGUUCCCGCGGAUUCACUACCCGCUCGUGACGUACUCUCCGCUGGUGCCGACCGCACACGGCCCACACGCCACACACCUGACGACGGCUGACCUCACGCAGCAGUGCUUCGAGCCGGCCAGUCAACUGGUGCACUGUGAUCCGCGCACCGGGCGCUACAUGUCCUGCUGCUUGCUGUACCGCGGGGACGUCUCACCGUUCGACAUCAACCGGGCGGUGCAGGAGGUGCGGGCCAAGAAGGGCGCCCAGUUUGUGGACUGGUGUCCGACCGGGUUCAAGAUCGGCAUCAACUAUCAGCCCCCGAUGGCGGUCCCGGGGGCCGAUCUGGCCCGCGUCGAUCGUGCCCUCUGCAUGCUGGCCAACAACACGGCCAUCCGGGUGGCCUGGGACCGGGUUGCGGACCGGUGCCGCCGGAUGUACGAGCGGAAGGCGUUCUGGCAUCAUUUCCUCGACGAAGGGCUCGAAGAGGCCGACCUGAGCGAGGCGAUCGAGAACAUCUCCACGCUAAUCGACGAUUAUGCGGAAAUUGAAAAAUAA